AGUAACAAAGCAAUUGAAGCGCCUGUCCCUUUAAAUCAUACGUGCCCGCGCACGCGCGGCCCAGAAGCCGCUGGAAAGUUGGUGAAGAAGUUUGAAAAGUUUAUGCGGGGCUCAGUCUGAAAGAGACGACCGACAAUGUUAGCAGCCCAGUAAAGGACCUGGUGGGAUUUCAUAUUAUUAUUGGGAAUAAACUGGGAUGCAACUGCAAAAACAAAAAAACAAAAAAGCAAAUAAACAAAGAAUAGAGGGAUGCAGAAUAAUUGGUGAACAGAGAGAGAAAGACUAAGCCACUACAAUGAGACCAUGAGAGGUCUUCCUUCGCACAAUGCUGAUUAACUUGAACGUUGGAGCCAAGGAAAACCGCUUCCAUGGAGUCUCUGCUACGAUGCACGAGAAGAGCCCGGCUCUGACGGAUAUUACGGUCAAACCAAUGGAAACGCAGCCCGUUCCUGCAGCACUGUUGGAAUGCCCCACUCCGCCACCUCCCCCUCCUCCUCCUCCUCCUCCUCCUCCACCCCCACCCCCUCUCGCCCCCCCUCCCCCUCCGCCUCCCGCUUUCGGCGCCCCAUUCUCCCGCCAGGUUGUUACCCGGAGGUCCAAGCUGAGGAAUUUUAACUGGGACGCUAUUCCCAAGGAUCAGAUUUUGGGGAAGAACAGCGUGUGGAGCGAUGUGCAGAGCGAUGACUUUCAGAUCGACACCACCAGCAUGGAGGAGCUGUUUGGGAGGAAGGAGAGUGCGUCACCGACUGGGACGAACGUCAGCCGCAGGAGCCUGCGCUGCAGCUCGCCCAUGGAUACCAACAGUGACAAGGUGUCUCUGUUGGAUGCAAAGAGGAGCAUGAAUGUGGGGAUAUUUCUAAGGCAGUUUAAAAGGGCGGUGACCGAUAUUAUCGAGGACAUCAGACAAGGAGUCAGCCAGUCUUAUGGCUCUGAGAAAAUGACUGAACUCUGCAAACUGCUGCCAGAGAGUGAAGAGGUGAAACGUUUGAAGUCUUUCCAAGGAGAUCGCAGCAAGCUGGGGGAGGCUGACCUUUUCAUGGUGUUGAUUGUGGAAGUGCCCAGUUUUCAGCUGCGUCUGGAAGCCAUGAUCUUAAAGGAGGAAUUUGAGCCUCAUGUGACCUCGCUGUGUUCCGCAGCCCGCACGCUCAAGCAAGCAGCUCAGGAGGUCUUGAACUGUCCGGAGCUUCACACAAUUCUACGACUUGUGUUGAAGGCAGGAAACUACAUGAAUGCUGGAGGAUACGCUGGCAACGCUGCUGGAUUUCGAAUUGCAUCUCUGCUGAAACUUGCCGACACAAAAGCCAACAAACCGGGGAUGAAUCUCCUGCACUUUGUAGCCAUGGAAGCUCAGAAGAAAGACAAAGUGCUUCUUUCCUUCCCUGACAAAUUGAGGCACGUGGGCCCUGCCAAUAGGUUAUCAGAAGACUCGGUCGUGGAGGAGCUGUGCCGGUUACAGCGCCGAGUGGAUGGGUUGCGGAACAACCUGCAGAGUGAGGCCGAGCUGGGGGCUCAGACACAACCCUUUUUGCAGGCUGCAGAGUCGAGGCUCUUGCAGGCUCAGGGGGAAGUGGAGGACAUGAGGCUGGCCAGUCAGCGCCUGGUUGAGUUCUUCUGUGAGGAUGGCGACACGUUCAAGCUUGAGGAAGCCUGCAAGGUCUUCCAGAGCUUCUGUGAAAAAUUCAUUAAAGCUAUUCAGGAGAACUGGGAGCGGGAGCUGCAGGAGUUGAGACGGGUGCAGCGACAGGAAAGGGAGGAGGAGGGUUUAGAGAAGCGGCGCUCAAUCGCCACCUGCUCAACGCCGGAGGUGGGGUUGGGGUGGACCGCCUCGGAUGACGACCUAGAGCUAACACUGGAGAGGAACCUGCGCAACUCAUGGAACAGGCGAAGCUUCCGCCGCAGAGAGCCCCGUCCCCAGCUGAGCAUUCUGGCCAAUGAAGACUCAAGUAAGAGGCUAUACUCCCCGGAGAAGACAACAGUGGAGAACAAGGAGUUUAUUCAGGAAGACUGCCCUGCUCAGAGCGCCCAACUCAUGCGGCAGGUAACAGAAAGGGUCCUGAGCCAACAGAUGAGCCUCAGCGCCUCUGGACAGGGCAAAGCAGCCGCUGCGGCAGUGCCUGUCCCAAAACCAGUGGAGGAAGGACUGCAGGAGUGUGUGCAUCUGCUACCCGAGUACCCCAAAGUGGGAGAGUCACUGGAGUGCCACAUGCUGGUGAGAGGGCUGAAGUCGUAUGACAACAUGACCUCGGCGGUACAGAAGCCCAGCCAUUGCUCUAAAUGGCGUCGGGAAUCAACAGCGAUGCAAAGAGAGGCGAUGGAGAGCGAGAGGAAGGGAAAUGUGAGGACAAUGAGGGAAAGUAAGAGUUUGAAGGUUUGCGGAAGUGAAACUAGGGAGCGAGGAGGAGCAACUGCAGUGUUUCAGCAGAAGGAAUUGGAAGUGAGUAAACACAAAGACUCUGUAAAAGACGGGACUAAAAUGAAUGAGGCUGGCACUGUGCCGAAGAGAUAUCACUCUUUGAAAGAGCGGAGCACAGCCCUCAUGGGCUCUCUGAGGCAGAAGGGAAUUAAGCUGGAGGAGCCGGUGCCUGCUUCGCCACGAGACUCAAAGCUGCCAUUAUUCCCCCGUGGUGGAUUGCGCAGUACUAUGCCGCACAGGCCAGCUGUGUCGGCCUCUCAGGACGUCAAACGUCCCGGCAGCUUCAGGGAAAAACAGAAUGUUCCCAAUAUCACCCCCGAACCCAAAACCAAAUCCCUGAGGCGCCCUGCUGAAAAAAAUAAACUGGAGAAGGAGAAGUCGAUUGUGUCUCCAACAAGCAUUUCCCAUGCUUCCUCACUGAGAGUUCCCAAGAGAGUCUCCAAUGGGCCCGACUCGACUCCUGCAGUUACAGGGAGUGGGCAGCAGAGGCGGUCACCUCAGUCGAAUUCUGCCAGCAUGAGAACAAGAACUGGAGCAGCUGCUGUGCCAGCCGCCACUAAGAUAGUGAAGCACUGUGAGCCCAGCUCGCCCAGUCCGAGGACUGCUGUAGGUCGACCGAGUAAGAGUCCUAAAGGAACAGGCCUGCCCACUUGGAAAUGAGAGUGGGAUACAUUCCUGGGGCAACCACCUUACUUCACUCUCAGCUGGGUCAUCACAGGAGACAAGGCAGGAGUAGUUUAUCAGGAAGAAGUAAUUGAUGGAUGGAGUGAGUAAUCCAUGACACUAGGGCCGUACACAGUCAAAAGAGGCGGAGGUUAAUGCAUUUAAAUCCAUUAUGAACAGUGAGGCUUCAGUCAUCUGCAGAAAUCAAGCUUGCCUCAAUAAGACCCUGGAGAUCUAGAUUCCUCCUUAGCUCAGGAGUUGGCAGUGACCAGCAAGUUCAUGGUGUUGAUUGGUUCAUCUGUUUUCCAUUUUGCAAAAUCCUUGGAACAAUGUCCUUGCUUUGCACAUGUGCAGUUAACCAUAUUUAAAAUGUCCUUCCACAUAAAUCUAACAUUUUCAGUCGAGUUGUCAGAAACCACAGUAAACUACAGCAGUCAAUAAUUACAAGUUUAAUUGAAACUCUGUAAGGUACAAAAAGGUUCAAUUUUAUUCAUUUCUGUAUUUAAUAUUUCUAGUAAAGUGAUCAAUUUAUUUUUCAUGAGUUUGUUUAAUUUGAAUUUAUUUUAAGCGUGUACACAACUCAAGUAAUCCACUGUCAGACGAUGGAUUAUUUACCCUAAUCAACACUUUUCCAUUUCCCUUGUGUUGUAAAGAUGGCAACAAGUGCACUGCGCUUUAAAAUCUGUGCUCGUCAUUCUUACUCUCCCCAGAUUAUUCAAUGCACAUGUGUGGAGCACUUGCAUCAUUCCAGGGAUCCUUGCGAAAAUUAUUAACAGAUCUAAUCAAAGCCAUACUCUCACUAGCUUCUACCACUCCAAUAAAAGACGAAAGUGCCUUGAGCUUCAAGCUGCUGUUGAAUGACAAAAGUCAGUAUUGGGUGGUUCUGGCGAUCCUAGAAUGGCCAAUAUGAUACUGAACUUCAACAAAACCACUUCUUGUGCUGGUGGUACCAGAGAAACUGACUGACAAAAGCUUUAAAACAGCCAACAUACCUCAAAUGUCCAGGACUCCCAGUGCUGGACACAGGGCAGCGCUGGACAAUCAUGCUGCAGUCUCGAUAUGAUCACACCACAUAUCCACUGGGCUGCUGUGUCUAGACCAGAGGUGAGCAACAAGGGCCCUUCCAGUGCAGAUCUUUGUUUCAUCCAAGUUCCACCCAAGUCCUAAUACAAAUGGUUCCUAUAAAACCUGGAGUGGAAUGACCCUAUCGCAAACGAGAGUUGUCCUUACCUGUGCUAGAGUAUGCCAGUACAUAUUGAGCAAGUUCUGGUUUUCCCAUACUGAACUGUUGUGAAGUCAAUCAUCUGCUUGUAAUAGUACACAGGGUUAGAAGAAGGUCUGCAACAGUAAAUGCAUGAUCAUUUAUAUAUAAUAUCACUCUGUUGUCCUGAAAUAUAGUUGUCAUUUUAAUUAAUGUACAGUUCUCUGAUGUGCCUCAGCCCAAUGAGGUGCGUUGGGAAUUAAAUGUAGUUCUCUUUUGUUUUUGUUUUUGUUCUGACACCAGUAUGCAAAGGAAUUAUUUUUUUAAAUGGUGGCAAUUAUACUGUAUCCUCCCCACACACCACUUUUAGUACCACAUAAAACAAAGGGAUGUAACACAGCCAGCCAUUUGAGUAUGCGUGAUAUGAAAAAAAAAAAAAAAAAAACCU
Acipenser ruthenus (sterlet) is the source of this 4725-nucleotide messenger RNA. RefSeq names its product FH2 domain-containing protein 1-like. Lineage: Eukaryota; Metazoa; Chordata; Actinopteri; Acipenseriformes; Acipenseridae. The coding region runs from base 326 to 3073 and encodes 915 amino acids. The record is from RefSeq and is a predicted model, not a curated record. The transcript is spliced from 12 exons.